Messenger RNA from Parasteatoda tepidariorum (common house spider), 636 nucleotides. NCBI's taxonomy places the organism in Eukaryota, Metazoa, Arthropoda, Arachnida, Araneae, Theridiidae. The record is from RefSeq and is a predicted model, not a curated record.
UGGAGCACUUAUGCACUAUCCUUCAACUAUUUAAUUAAGCAAUCUUUAAACGAAGCAGAAAAAAUUUACUGAAAACGUUCAAUUUACGAUAUUUUUCUUUCGACAAAAUAUAAACAAAUCAUAAUGAUUGAGUUCAAUAAUUAAUCAUUUUCCCCUAUUUAUUCAAUUUAGAAAGAAAAAUUCCUAUUUUAAAUAAGAGUUAAUUUGAAUAAUUGCAUAUGGCUGUUCGAAUUGAAAAUGCAAAUGAUGAGAAAAAAGAUGCAAGUGAUACUUCAUGCAAGCUAAAGGAUAUUUCGCCACUACGACAGCGUUUAAGAAGUUGGUUGAAUAAAAAUAUGCGGAUUGAAAUGACAGAUGGAAGAAUUCUUUAUGGAAUAUUCUUGUGCACUGACAGAGAUCGCAAUGUGAUUCUUGGUUCUUGUGCUGAAUGCUUACCUGCAGAAAGUGAUGAUAGUACAGUUGAAGAACCUCGUGUGCUUGGUUUGGCCAUGGUUCCUGGACAUCAUAUAGUCUCCAUAGAAGUGGAAGUUGACAGUGAUGCAACUACAAAUUCUGAAGUGUUAUGAUUAUAAAUAUUUUAUUAAUAUAUUAUAAUUUGUAAAUAUUUUGUUUAUCCUAAUAAAUAUAAAAUAGAAA